This is a messenger RNA of Helicoverpa zea (corn earworm), 1898 nucleotides long. RefSeq names its product double-stranded RNA-binding protein Staufen homolog (gene R2D2). NCBI's taxonomy places the organism in Eukaryota, Metazoa, Arthropoda, Insecta, Lepidoptera, Noctuidae. Bases 626 to 1606 code for a protein of 326 amino acids. The record is from RefSeq and is a predicted model, not a curated record. The transcript has 5 exons.
CAUACAAACUUAGAAAAGUUGCAUUGGUACUUGCUUGACCUGGGAUCGAACCCGCGCCCUCAUACUUGAGAGGUUGGUCUUUUACCCACUAGGCCACCACGACUUUUUUUAGCAGAUUUUGAACCAUUAAUACCAAAUAAGAAAGGCAGAGCAGCAAUCAACACGCUACAAUCAUAUGUUGAAAAAUGUGAUGAUAUCGAAGAUCGUGUAUUCAGUUCAUUGUUUGAAUUUGAAAAAAGAAUUGAUAAAAAAUCUGCAGAUUGUUUAAAUCAAAAGAAGAUAACAGAUUUUUUGAAAAUGUUUGUAAAGUUGACUUCAGUAACAUGCAAUACACUUAAAUAAAUAUACUAUUACCAUAAAACUUAAGUUGAAUUGUGGUUUAACUUUGACUCUACAAGUCAAAAAAUACAAUUAGCAAUCGCACUUUUCUCGGUCGAAAUUAAACCGGUUAAAUCCUUUGCAUCUCAAUAUCCUUUUUAAGUUGAAAACUCAUUAACUCGAUUUUUUUGCAUUUACCUUCACAUUCGAGUUAUCGAGAUUCCACUGUAAUAAUAUUUGUUUCGGAAAAUAUGUAUAAAAAGUGAGCUCGCAGGGAAUAUAAUCACUACGUUUUAGGAAUCCCACAAUGAAGACGGCUGUGACAGUACUCCAGGAGAUGAUGGUGAAACUUGGCCUGACUCCAGAAUAUGAAUGUAUUGCUCAGUCAGGGCCCCAGCAUCAGGCGAUGUUCGACUACCGCUGCGUGGCGUGCGGCGUGGUGGUGACGGCGUCGGCGCGCUCCAAAAAGGAGGCCAAGCAGGAGGUGGCGCGGCUCAUGCUGCAGCAGCUGUCGCGCCGCGGCCUGGCCGUGCCGCCGCCCUACGCCGCCGCGCCGCCCUACGCCGCGCCCGCGCCCGCCCACGCCGCGCACCCCGCGCCGCACCCGCUCGACCCGCAGGCGGGCACGGGCGCGGCGCCGGACGCGCGCAGCUACGUGGCGCUGCUGAAGGAGCUGUGCGCCGAGUACCGGCUGGCCAGCGUGCAGUACGAGCUGGUGGGCGACACGGGCCCGCCGCACCUGCGCCACUUCACGGUGCGCGCGCGCAUCGGCCAGCACGAGCGCGUCGCCACGUCCACCACCAAGAAGACGGCGCGCCAGCUGGCGGCCGAGGCGCUCUACUCCUACCUGCGCGAGAACCUGGCGCGCGUCACCAGGGACUUCAACGAGGAAGAUGCGCUGGUCCGCGCGCACGAGAAGGCGAUGGAACGCUAUACCGACAGCGAGGAGCAGCCGCGCCGCCCCGACCUGGGCCAGAAGAUCUCCGAGUACCACCUGGGGCUGAGCGCGCGCCUGGAUGAGGAGACGCGGGCGCGCGCGCGGGCGGCGCUGCGGCGGCGCGAGCGCUCGCCGUGCGGCGCGGUGGCGGCGGCGGCCGAGGCGCUGCGCCUGCGCGUGGAGCUGGCGGCGCUGGGCCCGCUGGCGGUGCUGCAGCUGGCGGGCUGCGCGCCGGACCUGGCGUUCGCGGCGGAGGACGCGCCCGGCGCCGCCGAGGCCGCGCUGCGGUACAUGCGCCGCGCGCUGCUGCCCGAGGAGCCGCCGGCCGACCGAGACGAUGCCGUGUCCUAAUUCAACGUAAACUUAAAACAAUACUAGAAAUAACAAUAAAAGGGGAUGUUUAGAUGAUAACGUGGAGAAUGUAAAGGUGGGUACAGAUUGGUGCAAUGCAACAUGUAAUGCAACAUGCAGUGCAAGAAUUUGAGGUCCACAUUGCUGCAAUGUAUCAUGUUACAUUACACAGGGGCCCGAUUCUCCUAAUUUUACUUAAGCGACAUACGAUUCACGUUCGAUUCGAUUCGACUGAGAUCCAAUCCCGACUCGAUUACGAUUGAAGCGUAUGUGGCAUUCCGCUAUUUUUUCU